UAUCCCUGCAACUGCGUUUGCGUACUUAACCUGCUAGCUCUUGAAGGAGCUCAGUUGACCCGGAAAUCUAGCAAGAACAACAACAAACUUUACGAACUUUGCGCUUUGCCAAUCGCUCGGUAACUUUAAAUAUGUGAGCCCAAUUCGACAAAUUCUUUGUCGCUGGUGAGUUCGCAGACCCCACAACACAAGUCCCACUCGAGUCGGCCAUCCAGCAAGUCGUCGACCAACCCUCUCUCCCUCAUGCACUUCACCAUGACGCGCGACACCAUCUCCCGUUUCCUCCCCUUCAGCCCAUCGACCACGCCACUUCAGGCGGGGACGUACCUCUGCUGCAUCUCGCUGUUCAGCAUCUCGUUCCUCGUGUUCCUAAACUCGGCCGUGUCGUUCGUCAUCACAGACCUGAUCGGCAUAAAGACCAACGUGGGCGACAUUGUUGGCACCCUCGGCUUCGUCGACGAGAUCGUCGCACUUGUCGCCUGUCCCGUCUGGGGGCUCGUCAGUGACCGCCUCGGCGUACGAUGGGUUGCCGUACUGGGGUAUGCCGUCAUUGGGCUGGCGCUCUUUGUCUUCGUGCAGGCGCGCGCGGUCUGGCCUAGUCUGGUUCUGGCUAGGAUAUUAUUCGCCGUGGGAGCGACGGCUGCGGCAACUAUGGUCACGGCUAUUCUACCGGUGCUGACUGAUGAUGGGGAAGAGGAUACUCGGGACGAUGAUGAUGGCACGGCUUCGAAGCCGAACAGUAGUCAGAGGAACAGUGUGGCCAUGAGCACGGAGAGUGAUGCGACGAUUACUCCGGAUCGGUUCCCGAGGACUAUGUCGAAUGGAGGGCGGCUACCGGAGGACGUGGAGGACACGGGGAGCACGAACAAGCCCGAGAACACGGGGAAGAAGCCAUCAGCACUUGCCGGUCUCGUCGGGCUCUUCACGGGGUGUGGAGCACUUGUCGCACUGGUUUUGUUCCUGCCAUUGCCCGCCCAGUUUUCGAAGCGCCAAGGUGUCACGCUCGCCCAGUCAGUGACAUACAGCUUCUAUGUCGUUGGCAGUAUCUCGUUCCUCGUUGCCGUCUUCGUUUACUUUGGUCUUGCUGGCUUGAAGGGCGAGGACGGCAAGGGCUGGCGAAUGCUACUCAGCCUGGAGAAGAAAGAACCGUAUGACUCAGGCCUCGAUGCUACUUCUUCCUCAACCCGCGUGAAGCCAUUCAAGCCUCUCCCUUAUCACCAACUACUACUCUCGUCCCUUCGUCUCGGCACAACAGACCCCCACAUCGCUCUCGGAUACCUGGGCGGCUUCGUUGCGCGCGCCAGCACCGUGGCUAUCAGUCUCUUCAUCCCGCUGUACGUCAACGCCUUCUUCAUCGGCAACGGCUUCUGCCAGGGCUCACCUAAUGACCCUUCACCCGAGCUGAAGAAGGAGUGUCGUGCCGCAUACAUCCUCGCAUCGAUCCUGACGGGUGUUGCUCAGAUGGUGGCCCUGCUCUGCGCUCCCGUGUUCGGGUACCUGAGUACCAAAAGAUGGCGAGGCGUCAAUCUUCCCGUCUUGAUGGCCACGUUGUCGGGUGUAGUGGGCUAUGCCCUCUUCCCCAGGCUGCAGAGUCCGGAGUACAAGAACGUCAACGGCCGAGGUGGAAGUGGGGCCAUCUUCUUCGUCGUUGCGCUUUUGGGAAUCAGCCAGAUCGGCGCUAUUGUCUGUAGUUUGGGCUCGUUGGGCCGCGGCGUGUUGACGGUUGACCAGCCCGCACAGUCGUCGGCCCCGUCCGCCCGCCAGGAUGAUGGCGAGGCGGCUCCCUUGCUGGAGAAUGGACAUGCCGCGCCGGUCAAUGAUGGGUCGAGGGUUCAGCUGAAGGGCUCCAUUGCGGGUGUGUACUCGUGGUGUGGAGGCGCGGCUAUACUGUUGCUCACGAAGCUGGGUGGGUAUUUGUUCGAUGCCACGAGCAGAGGGGCGCCGUUUUACAUGAUGGCUAUGUUUAAUGCCAUCUUGCUCCUUGCCAGCCUCGGUAUUGAUCUAGGCAGAGGAAUCAGGGCGAGGUCAGCAAGCUAAUACUUAAUAUAGAACCACAACAUACGAAAUUGAAACUUUUCUUUUUUUUUUCA
This is a messenger RNA of Pseudomassariella vexata, 2090 nucleotides long. RefSeq names its product major facilitator superfamily transporter. The record is from RefSeq and is a predicted model, not a curated record. Lineage: Eukaryota; Fungi; Ascomycota; Sordariomycetes; Amphisphaeriales; Pseudomassariaceae. The transcript has a single exon. Bases 244 to 2037 code for a protein of 597 amino acids. Gene Ontology annotation, biological process: transmembrane transport. Gene Ontology annotation, molecular function: transmembrane transporter activity.